AUGUUUUAUUGCAGUCUUUCACAGAGUUUAGCUUUUGGGAGAUUUAGAUUGAGAUUGAAUUUGAAUUUCUGUUGGGCUUGAGAAAAAGAUAAAAUAGGCUAUAUAGAUUUUUGGAUUUUUUAUGCACUCAGCUGUGCAAUCUCUUUAAAAAAUGCCAAUACUAGAAAGAUGAAUUGAUAUUUGGGAACAUACCAUAUCAUUUAUCCCAUCAAUAUGCAGUUUCCAAGGAUUAUCUAUAUGCAAUUAUCAUUCUUUAAUAGCAAUAUACAUGAUGACUCAGAGCAAGGAGUUCCAGAUGGGCGCUAUUUCUUACUGAUUUCUUUUAAGAAGCGUUAUAUUGAGUUCUCUAGCUGAAAUUCAAUUGAGAGUGGAAACAUUUUUAGUGGAUAUUUAAAGCAAGAGGGAGUACUGAAUUGUAAAAAAUAA
Molecule: messenger RNA, 426 nt
Organism: Blepharisma stoltei
Lineage: Eukaryota; Ciliophora; Heterotrichea; Heterotrichida; Blepharismidae
Source: the annotation of a GenBank genome assembly